Messenger RNA from Periconia digitata, 450 nucleotides. Lineage: Eukaryota; Fungi; Ascomycota; Dothideomycetes; Pleosporales; Periconiaceae. The record is from the annotation of a GenBank genome assembly.
AUGAUGACAAUCAAACGAACAAGAACUGGACAAGUUAACCUCCCCCCUCAAACUCAAACCCAAUCACAUCCCCGCGGCCACCACCUCCGCUCUCCGCUCCGUCGUCAUAUCUCAUCUCCCUUGCGCACCAGAACUUUUCAUAUACUUUCAUAUUCAUUUUUUAUUAUUAUCAUUAUAAUGUUUCCGUCUGUGUAUAUGUGUCUGUGUGUAUGUGUUCGUUCGCCCUUGCUUUGCUUUUUUCUUCACUUGAUUGAUUGUCUAUCUCUUUCUCUCCCUCUCCUCCCCCUUUCCUCUCUCCACCUUCACUGGCUACGACAUACUUUUGUCCUGUUGUUGUGUGAGAUUUUACUUUACUAUUUUUUCGUUGUUGUUGAGAGAGAUGGGGCUCACUUUAGUCACGCACGCACGCAGACAAGCACAUGCGGACGCCGGCUGUUUCCGAAUGAAUGA